AUGUUAAAUUCAUCUUUUGCUGCUGUGUCUGCAGAGGAAACAAAGAAGUCCAUGUCUCUGGGGGGCCCCCAAGUGCAGCAAGUGUUUCUUCAGCAGCAGCAGCGCCUGCAGCAAGAGCAGCAGCAGCAGACGCAGCAGCAGGAACUGCAGCAGCAGCAGCAGCAGAAGCAUCCGCCGCUGCUGCAGCUGCCGCCCCAUCUGCGCUCUUCAGGCGCUGCAGUGGACGCCGUCUGCGAGGAAAAUGAGCAGCUACAGCAGCAGCUGCAGCACGAGGGGCAGCAGCAAAUGCAGCACGAGGGGCAGCAGCAACUGCAGCAAGCACUGCAGCAGCACGCCCAGCAGCAGCAGACGCAACCGCUGCAAGAUGUGAGCGUCGAGCCGCAGUCGCAGCAGCAGCAGCAGCAGAAGACUCAAGAGCUGCAGCCAGUUCUGCAGCAGCAGCUGCAGCAAAAUGCGCUGCAGCAGCAACAAUGGCAACAGCAGCAGCACCUGCCUGCGCAGCAGCAACUGCAGAAGCUGCAUCAGCAGCUGCCGCUGCGCCCACAUCCUAUGCAGCAGCAGCAGCAGCAGCAGCAGGACAGUUUCCACCAACAGCAAGUCCUGGCAUCUCUGGCUCAGUUGCAGCAGCAGCAGCUGCAGCAAGCAGAGCCACCUCUAAUGGAGCAGCAGCAAAGCCUGUACCAGCAGCAGCAGCAGCAGCAGCAGCGCCUCCUCCAGCAGCAGCAACAGCGAAGUCAGACACGCCAUAUGUGGCAGCAGAGUGCGCAGCCUCAGACUCUGGUGCAGCAGGAACUGCUGCAGCAUCAGCAGCAGCAAUCUUUGCAGAAUGCGCAGCUUCUGCGGCUGCAGCAGCAAACGCUGCAGCAGCAAAACCAGCUGCAGCAGGGGCACCAGCCUCAGCAGCAGCAGAUGCUGCAGCAGACGCUGCCUGGCCCAGCACCUCAAGCAGCACGCGAGAAAACGCAGCAACAGCAAUUUCAGCAGCAAGAGCAGCAAAUGCAGCAGCAGCAGCAGCAACAAGAGCAGCAGCAGCAACCGCAACGGUUUGAGGUGCCACAGCGACUGCUGCAGAUGCGAAGAAGCUUCCUUUCCCUGCAGCAGCAGCAGCAGCAGCAGCAACAAAGGGAGGAACAGCCGCGGGAAGAUCAAGAGCAAAGGCUGCUACUACUGCAGCAGCAGCAACAACAGCAGCAGCAACAACAACAGCAACAGCGAGAACAGCGGCAGCAGCAGCAACAGCAGCAGCAACCAGGUCCCGCUGUUCAUCAAGUGCAGCAUGAGAGACCUGCUCUUCUGAGUCAGAGCUCUCUGUCGUGGUCAGAGCUUCUGAAGCAGCAGCAGCAGCAGCAGCAGCAGCAGCAACUGCAGCAAGGGCACAUUCAUUCGCGGCAGCAGCAGCAGCAUCCCGCGCUGCAGCAGCUGCAGCAAGGGCAGCAGCUUCAUUGGCAUCAACAACGGCAGCACCCCCAGCUGCUGCAGCAGCAGCAAGGACAGCAAAAUAUGGCAGGCAGUUUGAAGAGCCAGCAACUGCAGCAGCAGCUUGCACAGCAGCAGCAGCAGCUUGCACAGCAGCAGCAGCAGCUUGCACAGCAGCAGCAGCAGCUUCACCAGGUACCCCAGCGACUGCAGCAGGGCGACACACUGCAGCAGCAGCUGCAGCAGCAGCAGCAGCAGCUGCUGCAGCAGCAGCAGCAGCAGCAAAAGGCAGAUUUGUCCUCAGCUUCUUGUUCCUUUUGUGCUUUGCUGCUGCAAACUUAUGGCGAAGCUGUGCGGCAGUACAAACGCGAAAUUCUGAAACUUGAAAAGCAGCUUUAUGAGUGGGUGCUUGAAGAGAGAACACUGGUGGCGACUCACCAAGGGGAAAAUUUGAGGCUGAAGCAGCUGCUGCAGCGCGUAGAGGAUGUGGCACACAAACUGCAGGACUGCGAUGAAAAGCAGAAGCUUCUGCUGCUGCUUUCGCAGUGCCGCGCCUCCCCACCGGGCCAGUCGCUCGCUUUUGUGCAGCAGCAGCAGCAGCAGCAGCAGCAGCAGCAGCAGCAGCAGCAGCACGUGUCAGAGCAGCAGCAACUGCAGUAG
Molecule: messenger RNA, 2076 nt
Organism: Eimeria necatrix
Lineage: Eukaryota; Apicomplexa; Conoidasida; Eucoccidiorida; Eimeriidae
Exons: 3
Coding region: 1-2076 (691 amino acids)
Source: RefSeq, a predicted model, not a curated record